AUGCCGACUACAAUGCCGGCGAAACGUCUGGGAAAGUAUCAUGUCCACGGUCCAACUUUGGAAAUGCUCAUUCAUACAAUGGACUCCGGACUAGAGCAUAGUAUGCAUGUCACUGGCUCUCCUAACGACACCGUCCAUCCUGUAAAAAAAAAGCGACGAACAAGGGCUGGCUACUGGGUAUCAGCGUCAGAGGCCCUUCUCAUCCUUACUGAUCAGACCAAUAUUUCAAAUGACUCAGCCGGAUCAGAUCAAAAGUCACGCACAAUCUGUGGAAGCGAGUGUCGGGAUGUUGCUUCUAUUCAUCUUCGCAUCGAAGGUACCCCUUUAUUUCGUUAUUUUAUUUAUAAUUGA
Molecule: messenger RNA, 351 nt
Organism: Protopolystoma xenopodis
Lineage: Eukaryota; Metazoa; Platyhelminthes; Monogenea; Polystomatidea; Polystomatidae
Source: the annotation of a GenBank genome assembly